Messenger RNA from Rhinocladiella mackenziei CBS 650.93, 1419 nucleotides. RefSeq lists its product as uncharacterized. Gene Ontology annotation, cellular component: membrane. Gene Ontology annotation, biological process: transmembrane transport. The transcript has 4 exons. NCBI's taxonomy places the organism in Eukaryota, Fungi, Ascomycota, Eurotiomycetes, Chaetothyriales, Herpotrichiellaceae. Bases 1 to 1419 code for a protein of 472 amino acids. Gene Ontology annotation, molecular function: transmembrane transporter activity. The record is from RefSeq and is a predicted model, not a curated record.
AUGGCGACCCCAGACAGCAAAGCAGUCGAGUCCAAGAUAAUGAGUAAACCUCAAGAUGAAAUGAUUGAGUUUACAUCCCCCCAGUCUCGGUUUGACGAAAAGGAGGCCUCGCAAGGCACAGUUGCUGUCGACUACUCUGGAGCCUCAAAGAAGACCGACCCCGAAGAGAUCCAACUCGUCCGAAAGCUGGACCUCUACAUCCUACCUAUCAUGUGGGCGAUGUACUAUCUCAACUGGAUUGACCGCAACAAUCUCCCGCAGGCACGCCUCAACGGCAUCGAGGAAGACCUCAACCUCAAAGGCGUGCAAUGGAACACCGCCAUCUCCAUCUUGCAGGUGGGUUAUGUGCUUAUGCAGAUCCCAUCCAACAUGUUCCUGACCCGAACGCGCGCGUCGAUUUACAUGCCGGUGUGCAUGAUGGGCUGGGCUGUCAUAUCAGCAUGCACGGCUGUGGUCACUAACUUCAGUGGCCUUGUCGCCUGCCGCUUCUUCCUCGGCUUCGUGGAAGCUCCAUUCUACCCCGGAGUCCUGUAUAUGCUGUCCAUCUUCUACACCCGCAAGGAGUUGGCUUCGCGCAUUGCUAUCAUGUAUACCGGACAGAUCGUUGCCAACGGGACUGCAGGGCUGAUUGCGGCGGCGGUCUUUUCGACCCUGGAUGGAGCACAUGGCAUCAAAGGCUGGCAAUGGCUUUUUAUCGUCGAAGGUGUGACCACUUUCGGUGUCGCGUGCGUCGGUCUGUACCUCAUGCCGGACGAACCAGGCCACACACGGUGGCUAACUCCUCGAGAGCGCGAACUCGCUGUUGCCCGGAUCCAACGCGACAUCGUUGGCAUAGCGCCCCGCGGCAGCACCAUGGAUGGCUUACGGCAAGCCGUACGCGACCCCAAGACCUGGCUCUUCUGUCUGAUGCAGAACCUGCACAUCAGCGCCUGCUCGUUCACAUUCUUCUUCCCCACGAUUGUGAAAUCGAUGGGCUUCUCCAACAUUACGGCGUUACUCCUGACCUCUCCACCAUACUUCGUGUCUGGAGCUGUCGGCAUCGUAAUUGCGUGGACAUCCGGCCACUUUAACGAGCGCACAUGGCAUAUCACCGCGACGCUGCUGCUGGCGAUAGUUGGCUUCAUUAUUAGUAUGUCCACGCUCAACACAGCAGCGCGAUAUGCGGCUUCCAUUCUCUUUGCCACCGGUGCUUUCGGCGUUGGCAGCGUCAUCUUGGGUUGGGUUUCCGCUACCCUCUCGCAGACGCCCGAGAAGAAGGCCGUGGCCUACAGCAUGGUCAACGUUUGUGCCACCAUUGCAUAUCUGUACACAGCCUAUCUCUGGCCGAGUCACGAUGGGCCAAGGCAGCUUGCUGUGUGCUUGGGCCAUGAGGGUGUGGUUGAUGAAGCUCAACAGGAAGAUGCACGAGGACGAGGAUGA